This is a messenger RNA of Trichobilharzia szidati, 1020 nucleotides long. The record is from the annotation of a GenBank genome assembly. Lineage: Eukaryota; Metazoa; Platyhelminthes; Trematoda; Strigeidida; Schistosomatidae.
AUGGCUUGGGAGGAACUACUGAGUACUGAAGAAGUUUAUAUUGAAAUUUUACAAAAUGUUUAUAAUAUGAUUAACAUAAGCAAAGAUACUGAUUACAACAGAACAGUCAGUGUGACACAAUUAUCUUAUACAAUGCUGAAUGAAAAAUUACUCGGCAAUUGGUUUGAACUUCUCUCUUUCCAUAAAAAACGCCUUCUACCAUCGUUAGCAAUGUGUAAUGGGAAUGCUAAGAUGAUCAAAUACUGGGCUUCUGUAGUGGCUCCAUAUUUAAUAGAUUUGUAUACAACAUAUUGUUCAUUAUACGCAAAAGCUAGUCAACUUUGUGCUUAUUUGGACAGAAUUUCAUGCAAACAAAUCAGCUUACUGCAUGGUGAUAAAGAAACGCAUGAAAUGGCUAAAGGAUAUCAGAAUUCUACAAAAUUAUUUAAAUGUCAUUUGAGUACACCAGUUCGACGUAUUCAAUGUUACCACUUACUAUUUGAAAGACUUAAAACAGAGGCGCAUAUUUCUGAUAUUAAAUACUUGGAUGAUGUCCGGAAAAUAUUCAACAAAAUCUGUGCAACACUGGAUGUGACAAUGAAUCUUCGGGGUUUAAAUGUCAGACCGUCUAAACUGGGAUAUUUCUUACUGGAAGGUGAUUUUGCCAUUACUCAAUCAGUUGAAUCUAUAAAAUCGAAAAAGCACUCACAUGUUAUCCUUUUCAGUAAGAUGCUACUGAUUACAAAACCGUAUUCCUCUUCCUCACCAUCAUCAUCAUCGUCAACACCAUCACUAAAAACGUAUUUAUCAGAAAGAAAAAGCUCAAUAGAUUUGGAUUAUGUUCUAAAUCAAAUAAUAACAAGAAUGUUGACAAAAAUAACCAAAGUAAUGAGAGCCGAAGGUUUACCCUAUUCACUGAGAAUUAUUCCUCUGUAUACACCUUCAAGUCAGUCAAUAGUUCAGUCAAGCAAAUAUGGACAAACACGCUCAGUCAAUUGUUUAUCAAUCAAUUAUACGCAUACAGAAAGAGAUUAUAUUUGA